CGCUUUUCCUUUGGUGCUCCUUCAACAGCUGAGCUGAUUCAACCAAUAUUCUUCCUUGCAAAUAGAAUUAAAGUAACUUUAUUUUAAUCAUGUUUUUGACCUUACUUCUUCUAUUUAUCGUCCAAUCUGCUGGGCAGACGCAGACUAUCCUAGAUUUCAGCCUGAAAACACCUUCGCUCAGCAAACUCGCAUCCCUAAUUGGAGCAUCUCCUCAGCUCUCGUCUCUCCUAAUACCAGCCUACAACUUCACAUUUCUCGCUCCAACCGAUGACGCGAUUUCAACCUGGCUCGCUGGGAACCGCUCCCAGAGCUGGAUUGAAGCAACUUUGACCUACCACCUUCUUUCCGGUAGCCAUCCUACCGCUCUGCUUAGCACAACGCCACAAUUUGUUCCAACUGCUCUUUCGAACACUUCCUUCGCUAAUGUCACGGGUGGCCAACGCAUCGAGGCUUCCAGGCCGAAUGAGACAAUCUUCCAGUCAGGAAACAAAACGUCCAGCAAAUUAGUAUCUGGGGACUAUCUAGUUAACGGCGGAAUGAUCCACAUCAUCGAUUCUGUCCUGCAGAUCCCUUCGGAUAUUUUAAAGACAGUGACAGACGCAGGGCUCUCAUACGCCAUCGCGAUUUUUAACCGAGAGUACUUUUGGAGCGGGUACAAUCCCUCUUUCUUCAGCACCGUUACUGUAGCUACGGACAUGACAUGGUUCGUCCCAAACAGCGCCGCAGCGCUGAAUGAUAUCAUCAAUGCAUCUCCCGCUACGCAAGGGCAGUUUACUGCCCUCGCCAGCUACCACUGCAUUGUUGGAAGUGUCCUAUACUCGACAUCAUUCAAGAACGGAACAAAGUUGACCAUGUUCUCUGGGCUGCCUGCAAUAGUAAGGAUCCUGGAUGACGGCACUACCUAUAUCAACUCUGCCAAGGUUAUUGCUUCUGAUUAUUUGAUUCAGAAUGGUGUGAUGCAUAUCAUUGACAGCAAUCUGAUGCCCGGCAACACCACUGGCCCAUCUGCGACAACCUUUCCCACAAUUAUACCCUCUCCACAGCCGACCAAAAGUGCAAACGGCACAAUUCCUCAAGCUCCUCGGGAGCUAUCCGUAGCUGCAUACACGGGGAUUGGCGUUGGAGCUGGGAUAACACUUCUACUCAUUAUAAUUGGCGCCAUGCUUUGUGUGCGGCAAAAACGACGACUUGCAAACCGGAAGGGGCAAUCGAAUCGGCAACGCCGUUCCCGUAUAUUUGAGCUGAGCGCUGGUGUGGAUGGAAUAGCGCAGUUGGAGACACGAGAGCGAUUCCUUGAAUUGCCUGUGGGCAGAAAUAAUAAUUCCAGAUACAGGUGACUAACGAAGUUUGUGCACAGGCGAUUUGCAAGAUGGGAGACCUGGCAGAGAAUUGUAUUAUCACUGCAAAAACCGGAUGAGUAAUUCAAACUCUCAAGUACAGGCUGCCAUCGCUUGAUGCACAUAACCAC
Hyaloscypha bicolor E is the source of this 1468-nucleotide messenger RNA. RefSeq names its product FAS1 domain-containing protein. The transcript is spliced from 3 exons. NCBI's taxonomy places the organism in Eukaryota, Fungi, Ascomycota, Leotiomycetes, Helotiales, Hyaloscyphaceae. The record is from RefSeq and is a predicted model, not a curated record. Gene Ontology annotation, cellular component: fungal-type vacuole membrane. Gene Ontology annotation, biological process: macroautophagy. Bases 90 to 1337 code for a protein of 415 amino acids.